This is a messenger RNA of Impatiens glandulifera, 1116 nucleotides long. RefSeq names its product transcription factor FER-LIKE IRON DEFICIENCY-INDUCED TRANSCRIPTION FACTOR. The record is from RefSeq and is a predicted model, not a curated record. Bases 1 to 1116 code for a protein of 371 amino acids. Gene Ontology annotation, molecular function: protein dimerization activity; sequence-specific DNA binding; DNA-binding transcription factor activity. Gene Ontology annotation, cellular component: nucleus. Gene Ontology annotation, biological process: regulation of DNA-templated transcription. NCBI's taxonomy places the organism in Eukaryota, Viridiplantae, Streptophyta, Magnoliopsida, Ericales, Balsaminaceae. The transcript has 4 exons.
AUGGAUAAUACAAGCCCAUUUCAAAUGGUUGGGAUGAACAACAAUAUCAUUAAUAACAGCAAUAUUCUCUCUCAAGAUUUCAUCUUUCAAGAUUUCAUGGACGAAACAAACUUCGAUCAGUUCAUAAGUCUCAUCAGAGAAGACAAUAUUAUUAAUCAAUCCGCAGUUAUGGAUGCCUCAGUUCGCGAUUUCGGUUCCAUGGUCGGAACCCACUUCGGGCCAAUCCCAUCAUUAAUCCCCCAGCCGCCGGUCUGCAAUGAUCUUUAUCAUGAUGGAGCUGGUGCUGAUGUUGAUCUGUUUAACAUAUUGAAUGUCGGCGGCGGCGGCGGCGGCAUAGGGGAUAUACUUAGUACUCCGGACACGGCGCAGGACCAGGUCAUGUUAUUACAGUACGAUGAUCAGGAUGAUCCAGAUGAGGAAGAUUAUUCGUCGGCGACCACCAUGACUAGAACAACCGGAGGGAAUAGGGGGUCUAAAAGCGAUAGGUCGCGAACUCUGGUAUCUGAGAGGAAACGGAGGGGCCGCAUGAAAGAGAAGCUCUAUUCUUUGCGCGCUUUGGUUCCAAACAUUACUAAGAUGGACAAGGCAUCCAUUGUUGGAGAUGCUGUGCUUUAUGUGCAGGACCUUCAGCAGCAGUCCAAGAAGCUAAAAGCCGAGAUCGCCAACCUCCAGUCUUCCUCCUCCUCCUCCUUAGCCACCAACGGAGAAAGAAACGACCAACGGUCCUCGACGGACACUUCAACAAUCAUUCGUCAUUCCCCAUCAUCAAUAUUAUUGAACCAAUCUCCUUUUAACUACUCGAUAAUCGAGAUGGACAUGUUCAAAGUGGAAGAAAGAGGGUUGUAUGUGAGAGUGGGGUGCAAUAGAGGAAAAGGUGUUGCUGUUUCAUUAUACAAAGCUUUGGAGUCUUUAACCGCAACCUUCAAUAUUUUGAACUCUAACUUGGCCACGGCUACUACUGAUCAGAUGAGGUUCAUUUUCACUUUCACCCUCAAUCAGGUGAGAUCAGGAUCUGAUGAUCAGGAGGAGGCUGCAGAAAUGAACCUUCAAACUCUUAAGUUAUGGAUUGCGGGUGCAUUCAUGAACCAAGGGUUUCACUUCAAAUUCCAACCCUAG